AAACAGGAUGCUAAUUAUUGUUUAACAUGCAUCUAGAACAUCAAGAGCAUCAUAUUCAAAUUUUAUUUCUUUGAAACGAACAAAUAGAUACGUAUUCGUUAAGACGCAUUAGUUCAGGUUUUUGUCUGAAAUAUACAACUUGCACUCAUUAAGGAACACUUGGGAUAUCACAUGAUUAUAAUUUGAAGUGAUCUUUUCUGUUUAUACCAAACGUUUCAGAAGGAAAUUUGACUGGUAUAAGUAUAUAAACAUAAAGAAAUAUUUAUUUUAAAACAUUGGCAGUAGAAUUGAUAGAAUGUAAUUAGCAUGGCGGACAAAUCUGCUAUACUCACACAAAUUCUAAAGGAACAAUGUUUACGUCAUGGAUUUGGAGGAAUUCGAGGUCUUGGUGUGGUUUUUCGUACCAUGGAUUUAGAUUGUUCUCGGUCUUUAGUUCUUGAUGAACUACGAAUUGGUUUGGAAAAGUUUGGAUUGAGAAUGGCAGAUAAGUACCUGAAAACAUUGUUUGAUUCAAUUGAUCAAGAUAAAAACGGUAAAAUUGACUUUCUAGAGUUUAUGAAGGCAUUAAGGUCACCAAUGAAUAAUAAAAGAAUUGCAGUAAUCAAUGAAGCAUUUGACAAACUUGAUACAAACAAUGACGGCGUUCUUGAUAUUGAGGAUCUGAAAGUAUUCUACACAGCCAAUGCCAAGAAUCAUCCCAAAUACUUGUCAGGAGAGUGGACAUUAGACCAAACGCUUCGAAGUUUCUUGGAUAGUAUCGAUUCUCCUGAUGACCCGGAUGGAGUUGUGACACGCGAGGAAUUUCUGGACUAUUACGCAGGCGUGAGUGCUACAAUUGAUGACGAUUCGUAUUUUGUUAUGAUGAUGAGGUCAUGUUACGGUCUCCCUCAACGUUAACUGUCAUCGCCAUUGUUUUUCGCCACGGUAUAGUCAGGAAAUUUUUUAGCUGGUUUGGCAAACUGUCAAGACUGUGUCGGAUAGGUUAUAACCAUAAGAAAGGAAAUGGUUGAAGCUGAAAAUAACGAAAGAAAUGUUGCUAAUCGCAAGAUUGUGAAUACUAUCUUGUUGAACAAAUAGUCUGGUUAGUUAGAAGAAAUAUUUAGUGACAUUUUGAAAACUUUUCCUUCGUUUAUUUUGUUUUGAUUUUAUUGUAGAAAGACAAUAUCUGUAUACUUUGUAAAUGCCUGUUCUAUAAAAUGAUUUCUUGAA
Mytilus californianus (California mussel) is the source of this 1209-nucleotide messenger RNA. Its product is annotated as calcyphosin-like protein. The transcript has 2 exons. Lineage: Eukaryota; Metazoa; Mollusca; Bivalvia; Mytilida; Mytilidae. The coding region runs from base 307 to 897 and encodes 196 amino acids. Gene Ontology annotation, molecular function: calcium ion binding. The record is from RefSeq and is a predicted model, not a curated record.